AUGAGGACAUGCACUGCUGUGGCUGCUACUUCAUCCUCAUCUGUGUUGUUUGUGGAGCUUGCUGGCUCUGCAAGCCAUUCUUCCGUUUGUGAUGUGAACAACGUGGUUGGAUCUGCACACAGGCAGCAACUUGAGAAGCAAACCAAGGACUUGUUCCUUACCUUCCAUUGCUUUUGUACCCGCAAAGAUAUACAGUGUCUUGAUGUCAUACUUGAAGAUACAGAUAUAGUGAAAGCAUUAUUAGAGUAUGUUACUUAUACUGCCAUCGAGAACUUGGUUCUUGGUGCCUCAUCAAGACAUGGCUUUAUCAGAAGAUUCAAGAUUUCAGACAUUCCAAGCAAUGUAUCAAAAGGGGCACCAGAUUUCUGUACUGUUUAUGUCAUCUCUAAAGGAAAGAUCUCUUCUGUGCGAAAUGCUUGCCGCUCAGCACCGUUCACUUCUCCUCUUCAGAACCAAAUAUUCCAAACACACAAAAGUGUUACUUCUAUUGCUAGUUCUACUACUACUUCUUUUGUUGAUUCACGGUCCAGCUGCAGCUCCAGGCAUAGUUGUAGUAUGAAAGGAGAAAGGACACCACGUAGACCUCGCAAUUUGCAAGAAGACUACGAAUCUGUCAAACCUGCAGUUUGCUCUGGGACUGCUCUGUUCUGUGUUCAUGACCCAACGUUGGAGGACCAUUUAAACAGAAUUGCAGUUUGCUUGGGGUUUUGUCAGUUGCUGUCUCUGAGUCUCUGUGCAGAUACAGAUAUAGUGAAAGCAUUAUUAGAGUAUGUUACUUAUACUGCAAUCGAGAACUUGGUUCUUGGUGCCUCAUCAAGACAUGGCUUUAUCAGAAGAUUCAAGAUUUCAGACAUUCCAAGCAAUGUAUCAAAAGGGGCACCAGAUUUCUGUACUGUUUAUGUCAUCUCUAAAGGAAAGAUCUCUUCUGUGCGAAAUGCUUGCCGCUCAGCACCGUUCACUUCUCCUCUUCACAACCAAAUAUUCCAAACACACAAAAGUGUUACUUCUAUUGCUAGUUCUACUACUACUUCUUUCGUUGAUUCACGCUCCAGCUGCAGCUCCAGGCAUAGUUGUAGUAUGAAAGGAGAAAGGACACCACGUAGACCUCGCAAUUUGCAAGAAGACUACGAAUCUGUCAAGUUACCGUUUGAUAGAGGAGAAGACUUAUUCCAUGGAAAGUUGGGCGGCGAGCUAUUAGAAUCCGAUACUGACAUAUCAUUUGUAAGCUCUUCUGAUAGACCAAGCACAAGCAGUACUACUGAUCGCAUGUCUAUUUACAUGGAAUCGGGACAAGGAGCCUAUCAAAAUUCAACAAGCUCAGAACAUAGCAGCUUUGGGUCACUAGGAGCAGCCUCAUCUAAGCUGUUGCAGGGGGGUUUUGAAUCUACCUGCUCUCCGCUUGAAUUUUCAUCAUCCUCAAUAGAGUUAGAGAGUAAUAGAACAUCAUGUUCAUCACAAAGCAUGGAUGAGGUGGAAGCUGAAAUGAGGCGACUAAAGUUAGAGCUUAAACAAACAAUGGAGAUGUAUAGUACAGCUUGCAAAGAAGCACUUUGUGCAAAACAAAAGGCUAUGGAGCUCCAACGUUGGCGACUUGAGGAAGAACGAAGAUUAGAAGAGGCUCGGCUUUCUGAGGAAGCUGCAUUGGCAAUUGUAGAGAAGGAGAAAGCGAAGUGUACGGCAGCCAUGGAGACAACUGAAACAGCUCAAAGGAUUGCAGAAUUGGAAUCACAACGAAGAAUAAAUGUUGAAAUGAAUAUCAUUGGGGAAGCAGAGUAUAAGAAGAAUGUAUUUGAUAGAUUGGUCCCAAAUGAUGUUAGGUAUAGGAAAUACACUAUUGAGGAGAUUGAAGUAGCAACAGAUUUUUUUGAUGAAUCUCGCAAGAUUGGGGAAGGAGGCUAUGGCCCAGUUUUUAAAUGUUAUCUUGAUCAUACACCUGUUGCAGUAAAGGUUUUACGUCCAGACGCUGCUCAAGGGAGAGAGCAAUUUCAACAAGAGGUUGAAGUACUAAGCUGCAUGCGACAUCCCAACAUGGUACUACUCCUCGGAGCUUGUCCAGAAUAUGGUUGUCUAGUCUAUGAGUACAUGGCUAAUGGUAGUUUAGAAGACCGUAUCUUCAGACGGGGGAACACCCCUUCUUUGUCUUGGCAACUUAGGUUUCGAAUUGCAGCAGAGAUUGCCACAGGCAUGCUAUUUCUCCACCAGACCAAGCCAGAGCCAUUGGUGCAUCGUGACCUCAAACCUGCCAAUAUUUUGUUGGAUCACAACUACGUUAGUAAGAUUAGUGAUGUUGGAUUAGCUAGGCUUGUUCCUCCCUCUGUAGCUGACGAUGUAACACAGUAUCGAAUGACAUCAACUGCUGGAACCUUUUGCUACAUUGAUCCAGAGUAUCAACAAACUGGAAUGCUUGGUAUUAAAUCUGAUGUAUAUUCACUAGGGGUCAUGCUUUUACAACUGAUAACAGCAAAGCCAGCUAUGGGCUUGGCUCACCAAGUGGGACGGUCUAUAGAGAAAGGAACAUUUGUUGAGAUGUUAGACCCUACUGUCCCAGAUUGGCCUAUCAAAGAGGUCCUAUGUUUUGCAAAGAUAGCAGUCCAAUGUGCAGAGUUAAGGCGGAAAGACAGACCAGAUCUUGGCAAGGUUGUUAUGCCAGAGCUUGAUAGAUUAAGAGACUUUGGUGAAGAACAGAUGAGCCAUUUCUUGUUGGGUGCUAGUGGGACUGCUAGUGCAAUCCUAUCCCCCAAACAUAACGAUGUUUCCAUGGCACAGGAGGUGAUGAGCGACCCUCUGCUUAUACAAUCAGGAUGUGAGAGCUCAAAAAGUUACUCAAGCACAUCAUCAAUGACUGAAAACUUGUCAGGUAUAUAUUUGGAAAAACUAUGGACCUAA
This is a messenger RNA of Camellia sinensis, 2886 nucleotides long. The record is from RefSeq and is a predicted model, not a curated record. Lineage: Eukaryota; Viridiplantae; Streptophyta; Magnoliopsida; Ericales; Theaceae.